Nelumbo nucifera (sacred lotus) is the source of this 1898-nucleotide messenger RNA. It is a transcript of the gene HDR, whose product is annotated as 4-hydroxy-3-methylbut-2-enyl diphosphate reductase. NCBI's taxonomy places the organism in Eukaryota, Viridiplantae, Streptophyta, Magnoliopsida, Proteales, Nelumbonaceae. Gene Ontology annotation, biological process: isopentenyl diphosphate biosynthetic process, methylerythritol phosphate pathway; dimethylallyl diphosphate biosynthetic process. Gene Ontology annotation, molecular function: metal ion binding; 4-hydroxy-3-methylbut-2-enyl diphosphate reductase activity. The record is from RefSeq and is a predicted model, not a curated record.
AGGCAAGGCAAAAUCAGAGGAGUGAUAAAAAACGUGGAUGAGAUUGCAGGGGAUAGAAAGCGCACCGAACGAUUGAGCUCUCACAUUGACACUUAACGUGCGCACCCACCCAUGGCGUUUUCUCUGCAACUCUGCAACUUCUCCACCCCUACUGACCUCUCCUUGCCGGACAAUCGUGCCGGAUUCCAAGUUCUAAGAUGCCGGAAAUCGUUCUCUGUUCGCUGCAGUGGCGACUCUUCCGCCCCGGCGGCUGCUGUUCAGUCGGAUUUCGAUGCUAAAGCGUUCCGUCAUAACUUUACUAGAGCCGAAAACUACAACCGCAAGGGCUUCGGCCAUAAAAAGGAAACCCUAGAACUCAUGAACCGGGAGUAUACCAGUGAUAUUAUAAAGAAACUAAAGGAGAAUGGCAAUGAAUACACAUGGGGUAAUGUUACUGUUAAACUGGCCGAGGCAUAUGGCUUUUGCUGGGGUGUCGAAAGGGCUGUUCAAAUUGCGUAUGAAGCGAGGAAACAAUUCCCAGAGGAGAAGAUCUGGAUUACAAAUGAGAUUAUUCACAAUCCAACUGUUAAUAAGCGGUUAGAAGAGAUGGAAGUCCAGAAUAUUCCACUUGAGGGUGGAAAAAAACAAUUUGGUGUUGUUAAUGAGGGUGAUGUUGUGAUUUUACCUGCUUUUGGAGCUGCAGUUGAUGAGAUGUUGGCUUUGAGUAACAAAAAUGUGCAAAUAGUUGACACAACAUGCCCAUGGGUAUCUAAGGUUUGGAAUACUGUUGAAAAGCAUAAGAAGGAAGAGUACACUUCGAUCAUUCAUGGUAAAUAUUCUCAUGAGGAGACUAUUGCAACUGCAUCUUUUGCAGGGACGUAUAUUAUUGUCAAGAACAUGACAGAGGCAAUGUACGUAUGUGAUUACAUUCUUGGAGGUGAACUUGAUGGAUCUAGCUCAACAAAAGAGGCUUUUCUAGAGAAAUUCAAAUAUGCGGUUUCCAAGGGGUUUGAUCCAGACAGUGAUCUCCAAAACGUUGGGAUUGCAAACCAGACCACAAUGCUUAAGGGAGAGACUGAAGAGAUUGGAAAAUUGGUUGAGAAGACUUUGAUGCGCAAGUAUGGAGUAGAACAUAUCAAUGAGCACUUCAUGAGUUUCAACACAAUUUGUGAUGCUACUCAGGAGAGACAAGAUGCAAUGUAUGAGCUGGUCAAGGAAAAAGUUGAUCUUAUGUUAAUAGUUGGUGGAUGGAACUCGAGCAAUACUUCACACCUACAAGAGAUUGCAGAGGAGCAUGGAAUUCCUUCUUAUUGGGUUGAUAGUGAGGAAAGAAUAGGACCAGGAAAUAGAAUAAGUUACAAGUUGAAUCAUGGUGAGCUGGUUGAAAAAGAAAACUGGCUACCUGAGGGUCCCAUCACAGUAGGUGUUACUUCAGGUGCUUCUACACCAGAUAAGGUUGUGGAGGAUGUCCUCAUCAAGGUAUUUGACAUCAAACGUGAAGAAGCCUUGCAGAUUGCUUAGUUCGAAUUUAGGAGAGCCCCCAGGAAGAGCAUGACACGCUCUGUUAAUGCAUAUUCCCCAGAGUUGGGGCUUAUACCAUGUAAAUAAAUCAUAGGACACUUUUUGUACUCUGUAGGGGCAUAUCGGGGUGCUCCCAAUACGAUAUGUAUCGGCCGAUACGGGCUGAUACAUAACGAUACUUUGAACCUUGCCUGUAACCCUCCCAACCCAGGUAGCGGCGGGAUUCGAUCUAAAGUCUCCACUACGACCAGCAGGAGACCUUACCAAUUUGUUGGUUGGCAUCUGUUGGUAUGAAACGAAUUUGGUAUUACACCAAGGCUUCCCCUGGUUAAAAUAUUAUAGCGAAAUUUUAAUCGAGUGUCAAUUAAUUGGAAGUAUAAAUGGAUAUCUUAUGGUCA